Centruroides sculpturatus (bark scorpion) is the source of this 434-nucleotide messenger RNA. It is a transcript of the gene NdufV3, whose product is annotated as NADH dehydrogenase [ubiquinone] flavoprotein 3, mitochondrial-like. The coding region runs from base 102 to 341 and encodes 79 amino acids. The transcript has 3 exons. Gene Ontology annotation, cellular component: mitochondrion. Lineage: Eukaryota; Metazoa; Arthropoda; Arachnida; Scorpiones; Buthidae. The record is from RefSeq and is a predicted model, not a curated record.
AUUUUGUUUACUCUAAUCAUUGGUAAUUAGCAUUGUUUUUAAUAGUAACAAAUUUCGUCGCUAGAUGUCAAUAGCACAUAGUGACCUCUCAGGAAAGAAAGAUGGCGUUUCGCUGUUCGAUGAAGUUUAAGAAUUAUACAGUGGCAAUUCAGAGAAUUCAGAAAUUAUGUACUGAGACAACUGAAACAGCAAAACCAGGUAUAAGUGUUACCUCAUCUGAAUCAAGUAAUAUAGAUGAUUAUAAAGUUCCAGAAUAUUAUGAACAUAACAAAUGGACAUUUGUAGACUUAAUGCUUGAGAUGGAAAAAUUUAGACUUCCUCAACCUUCUGCUAAACAAUAAUAGUAUAAUAAUGCAAUAUAGUAUGUCAUUUUAAAUGUAUAGAUUUCAAAUUAUUCUUUAAAAUGUAUUUAAGAAUUUAUUAAUAAAUAAGUA